Messenger RNA from Doryrhamphus excisus (bluestripe pipefish), 5977 nucleotides. The record is from RefSeq and is a predicted model, not a curated record. Lineage: Eukaryota; Metazoa; Chordata; Actinopteri; Syngnathiformes; Syngnathidae.
GAAACAUUGCCUUGUAAAUACGUCCUCGGCACACUGCUAAGUGAUUAAUUGCUCUAAUCGACGGCCCACAAGACCAGAUUUGUCACUUUUUCCCCCAGGACAGGCAUGUAUCAUAAUGGCUAGUAAAACAAAGUGAAAAAGAAAGGGUAGAGAUGAAGGAAAAGGGCGUCAACAAGUGUAGCCUUGCUCGGCUGUGUGGUGGAAAUGAACCUGUUAGCUUCAUUAUGGUUAGCAUGUGUAUAUUUCAAGGGACUUGUACUGUUGUGUACCAGUAAAAUACAGUAUUUCUCAACUGCAUAGUAUGCACUUUAUAUAACUCACUUGGGUUUUAAAUGUGGCGUACUGUAGACGAUUUUCGUAGCCAAUCAACAUUGUAUUGUUUUGCGUGCAGUUCAGUUUUUUGGUCACUAGAGGGCAACCUUUUCUAACCUAGAUGGCAUGGUUUGCAAGCGCAGUGAUGUUUUUGUGACACAAGUGACCUUCAAACUUGCUACAGUGCCUACCCACCACAGUAAGACAACAAUAUAUAUAUAUAUAUAGGUAUGAAUAAACAACUUCCACUUGGUGAUAGCUUUAAUUUGGGAAUCAAUGUUGUGCUGCCAUGAUACAUAAAAUGCACUCCAUUUAAAGUCUUACUUUAAAUAAAAACAAUCUAAAACCUAUUAUUACAGCAAAAGCAUGCACUUAGAAGUUAAUACUUUAUGAUGAUGUUGUCUGUGAAGAUAGGUGAAGAGAGUGUGUUUUGCAUGCACAAACUUUAGCCUUUGUCCUUGCGUAGGGCAACCAAGGGUGACAGGCUUCAUAAAUGAUGGUUUUGCCCGGUCUGCUUUGCUGCACCUGAGAGCAGUUUGUUCUAGUGGUUUCCUCUCUGUCAUGAAGCUUUUUUUUGUUGUUUUUGCAUUGCGAUGCAGGAAGUUGGCGAAGCACUCACCCCGCUCGGUUUCGCUCAGGUGUGGUAUCGCUCACAUGCCAUUAGGCUCAUUAAUGGAGCCAUUCAGGAGAUUAGAAAGACCCUCGGCAGGCAGUGAGUGGGGGUAUUUAGAUUGGGACUCUUGGAUUGAUGUGAAGUUACAGAGACACUGAAAGCAGCAGUCAAAAUAUGUAAAAAAAAUAAAAAUUCCCAGAUAAUUAAUCACAAUUAAACUAUGGCCUUUUUAAAAGCUUUAUAGCUGUACAUGCAAUGUUUAAACCGUGGUAGAAAAAUAGAAAAAAAGAAAAUUGCAUGCAAAAUGCGACCAUCUCACGUUUUGAGCAUCUUUUCCUGACAUUGUCUGCCUUGAGGGGUGUUGGACUGUAUGUAAAAUGUGUUUGUUGCAAACAUCCUGCAUGACUAAGGGGGUCAAAGGUUGUCUUCCUUUCAUGGGCCGCCAUGUUUUUAUGGUCUCGUCUAGCGCUGAUACUACUGGAAACACACAUCACUCAUUGCCACGCGUCCAUUCUUCCUGCCCGCCCUCCAGUGCCACAAAGCAUCUUAUCUGCAGCAAACCCUUUAUGGACCAUCAUCUCAUAAUCCUGCAUCUUUACUGCCUUCGCUCUGUGCUGCUGUCAAGGAUAAGAGGAUGCUCCGGCUCAAGGUGUGCUAUUGGGACGAAGCGGUGCAGGUGCUAUCAGACAGCUGACAUCCCUGCAGCAGGAGCUCCUCAGCGCCCUGCUGGACUCCGGGGUCACCAGGGAGGUUCUGAUCCAAGCCCUGGACGACAUGGACCCUCACAUCCCGGCAGCCGGCUUCGGGGUCAAACUUGAGAGCUUGCCCCUGUCGCCCUCCCACAAGGGCAGCGGCGCCGAGUGCGACUCGAAGCCCGUCUUUCACACGCUCACCAACGGCCACGGCAAGGCCAAGCUGUCCGGGGACGAGGGCUCCGAGGACGGCGACGACUACGACACGCCGCCCAUCCUCAAGGAACUCCAGUCGCUCAACACCGAGGAGGCGGCCGAGCAGAGGGCCGAGGUGGAGCGCAUGUUGGCAGAGGAUCCAUGGCGGGCCGCCCGCAUGAUCAAAGGUUACAUGCAGCAGCACAAUAUUCCCCAGCGGGAGGUGGUGGACAUCACCGGGCUCAACCAGUCGCACCUCUCCCAGCACCUCAACAAGGGUACGCCCAUGAAGACGCAGAAGAGAGCGGCCCUCUACACUUGGUAUGUGCGCAAGCAGCGGGAGAUCCUCAGACAGUUCAACCAGGCAGUUCAAGGUUCUGGCAGCAAUAUGACAGACAAAGGCAAUCAGGAUCCGGUGUUUUUUUUCCCAGAGUUCAACCCUUCCGGUCAGGGCAUGGGUCAGGCCGGCGAAGAGGUCGGUAGCGAGCCCUCCUGCAAAAAAAUGAGACGUAACCGUUUCAAAUGGGGGCCCGCGUCGCAGCAGAUCCUCUACCAGGCCUAUGAGAGGCAGAAGAAUCCCAGCAAGGAGGAGAGGGAGGCUCUGGUGGAGGAGUGCAACAGAGCCGAAUGUCUCCAGAGGGGCGUGUCCCCGUCCAAAGCCCAAGGACUGGGCUCCAAUCUGGUCACAGAGGUGCGUGUGUACAAUUGGUUCGCCAACCGACGCAAGGAGGAGGCCUUCCGGCAGAAGCUGGCCAUGGACGCCUACAGUACACCCACGCACAGCAUCAACCCUCUGCUGUCCCACGGCUCGCCGCAUCACCCGCAGACCAGCACUUCACCACCAAUGCGAUACAGCCAGGGUCCCGGCGAGGUCACGUCCUCCACCAGCAUCAGCCACCAUGUCAGCAGUGCCAUGGCCACCACCCAGUCAGCGCUCCAGGAGGUUUCUCCGGGAGGACUGGACCCCAGCCACAGUCUGCUGUCACCCGACGCCAAGAUGAUCUCAGGUUCGGGCGGAGGCCUACCCCCAGUGAGCACGCUGACCAACAUCCACAGUUCUCAUCACAGCCACCAGCAGACACAAAACCUCAUCAUGCCUCUCUCUGGAGUCAUGGCCAUCGCACAGAGUAUGUCCUCCCUACCACAAGCAGCAUAUUUUGUCUUUUGGGUCUUCCUGUGUGAUGAACCGCAUGAUGCUUCGCUGCCAGGUUUAAACACGUCGCAGUCUCAGACGGUGCCGGUGAUCAACAGCGUGGCGGGCAGCUUGGCGGCGCUGCAACCCGUCCAGUUCUCCCAGCAGUUGCACAGUCCGCACCAGCAGAGCCUGAUGCAGCAGUCGCCCAGUCACAUGAGCCAGCAGCCCUUCAUGGCCACCGUCACACACUCGCACAUGUACCCUCACAAGCAGGAGCCUCCCCAAUAUUCCCACCCGUCGCGCUUCCCCUCGGCCAUGGUGGUGACCGACGCCAACAGCAUCAGCACACUCAGCUCCAUGUCCUCCAGCAAGUCGGACGCUCCAGUAAACAAGAUGGUGCAACUCGGGAGUCUCUCCUGGGUAAAUACUGUUUUAUUAGUUGAGUUUGUCACCCCCCACCCCUCAAGAAAUGCUCUCUAUGUGGGACAAAAGGAUAGGUGGCACACUCCUCUCCUCCAUCCUUCCAUUUCCUCUCCAAUCACUGGCUAGCUCCUUCAAGCUGAACGUGCCGUGAUUGAUGCCACCCUCCUUUCCAGCAGGAAAUGAGCCACGCUCUUCUAAUCAAACUUCUCAAGCUCGGUGAAGCUUUUGCUUUCUGUCAUGCUACGCUCAGAUGAGCACGGCCGACCAGCCUUGGGGAGAGUGAUACUGGUGGUGAUACUGGUGGUGAUACUGGUGGUGAUACUGGUGGUAGGGGGUGGGAGCAACUUUCUGCCUCUUCUUCUUCUUCUUUUUCACUGCACUGCUUCCUCUUUCCGACUUCGCUGAUCACUCUAGCCUGAAACGUCAUCAUCAGUGGUGCGUUCACACGCUCAAUUUCCCACGCUGAGGCCCACUGCAUGAUUGAUGGGGGCAUCCCUGUGGCUUGGUGGGUGCUUCAACAGAAACAGCAUAUAUUUAUCCGCUAUUCCAUGUAAAUUAGGAUGACAUUUAUUUACAUAUGUCUUCCCAUUAUAUUAUAUUACAUUACAUUAUAUUAUGUUAUAAAAUCAAAAUGUGAUUGACAAAAUAUUUAUAAUAUUUUCUAAAAAAAAAUACAAAAAUAAAAAAUCCAUUCACAUGUUCACUACAAUAUACUAUAUUUUUAAAGCAGAAAAAAUGCAAUUCUGUUGACAUGCAUAAAAUCCAUUGACUUACACAUAGUACAAUUUCAACAUUUAGAAUAAAAUUGUACAAAAAAUGGAAAAUAAAAUGUAAAAAAAGAACAAAAAAGUAAAAUAUUUAAAAUAAAAUCAAAAUCCAUUGACUUACACACAGUACAAUUUUAAUACUCAGAAUAAAAUUGUACAAAAAACAGAAAAUAAAAUGUAAAAAAAGAACAAAAAAAGUAAAAUAUUUAAAAUAAAAGCAAAAUCCACUGAAAAAUGUACACUGUAUCCUAAAACAUUUAAAAAUAAAUAUUUAACAUACAGUUUUUAAAAAAAAAAACCCAUUGAUGUAUAUUACAGUAGGUGUGUCACAAGAUCUCAUGAGAUGAAAAAACGUGGCCCUUUUGUGAGUCAUACAGUGGUCUUUGUCUCGGUGGGUGGAGGCGGGGCCUCUUGCGCACACAGAGUGCAUAUGAGCAGAUAUAACAUAUACAGUAGAUUGCAAUAUAUUAUCAUAUUAUCAUGCAAUAUAUUAUCAUCAUCAUCCAUCCGUUUUCUUUGCCGCUUAUCCUCGCUAGGGACGCGGGGGUACGCUGGAGCCUAUCCCAGAUGACUUCGGGCGAGAGGCGGGGUACACCCUGGACUGGUCGCCAGCGGGGCACAUAUAGACACCCCUAACGGCACCCCCUAACUAGUAUGUGAUGUACACAUACUAGUAUGUAUGAACAGAAUGACUGAGCAAAACAAGCCGGAGUUGAUCAAGUCGUAGCGUUGCGGUGUAGUAGAACAAAGUGAUGGAGUUGUGGGAGUGAGCCCUUCAAAGUAGACAUAGAAAUCUUCAGGUGAAAAUAAUGAAUAUUAGAUGGUAUUGGAAGGGAAACUGCAAUGUGCUUCUUGGUGUGAUUUGAAAGAACAGGAAGAUGUCAAAAUAAAACAAAACAAAAAAUACCUGGCCAGAAAAGCAACAACUUUAAAAAUAUUUUUAAAUAUGUUUUAGAGUAGUAAAUUAUUGUAGUAAUAUUUAGUAUAGUAUUUUUUGCAUAUUUUUAGUUUUUCCCUCUUUGGGGUAUUUAUAUUUAUAUAAAUGUUGUUUUGUUCAAUUUUUUUUUUAAAAGAGGAUGAUCAAUUAUACUGGAAAAUAAUAUUACAUUCAUAUAUUUAAUAAUAUAAACAAAAAUAGCAAGCUAAAAAUAUAUACAAUUAUUUGCAACAUUUUUACAAUAUUAGAAAAUAUUAAAGAUAUGCAACUACAUUUUUUAACAAUAUUACAAUUGACAUAAUAUGUUGGAAAUAAACACAUAUACAAGUAAUUAAUAAUAAUUUUAAUGUAUUUAAAUUUCACAUACUAAUAAAAUAAUAACAAUAAUAAUUAAAACAUAAAAAAAUAAUUCAUGUCAGAGAUUUUGAGAGUGAGUCAAAAGGCCUUGUAGUGAUGAGACUGCAAUGUGCGUCUUGGUAUGAUUUGAUUGAUUGAAGCAACAAUUAGUCCAGCAGGGCCCUCCCAGGUAUUUCCUUAUCAGGUGCAGCCUUCUUCCCAACGUGCUCAGCCUUUUUUUUUUUUUUUACAACACUCCCUGUUUACCGAGCAAGCCUCCAUUCUACCUGCCGCAUUCACCUUCCUGCGUCUCCAUUAUGAGCGAGCCGGGUCUCGGCCGCAGGUCACCUUUUUUAUCAGGUGUUUGCGGGGCCGCGACGCUGGAGGUCAGCUGCAGAAAUAAAUUCCACAAACAAUCUUAGAGGAGAGGGGCGAGGAAUUUAUUUGGGCAGGUGUGUCUCACCGAGGGCUGUUUGCGUAGGUUUUGUGUGUCAGGAAGUGUCACAUGACCCGACUGCUUUUAUUGUUUUAUGUAACUGUGCCCUACUUUUUUUCCUUCUUUUUUUU